UCUCCUCCUCCCUUCGGCCUCACCUCAAACCCCAACAAAAUGGCCCGAAAAUUAGCAACCAUCUUCGUCGCUCUCCUCCCCAUCCUCCUCGCCGUCGCGUCCGCCGACUCCGAUCCGCUCCUCGACUUCUGCGUCCCCGACCCCGGCACGAACCCGAUCGACCUGAACCGGCUCGCCUCCUACCCUUGCAAGAACCCGGCCAACCUCACCGCCAGCGACUUCGUCUUCUCCGGCAUCAAAUCCCCGGCCCAGAUUCCCGCCUCGACCGAGUUCGUUGGCGUGGCCGUGAACCCGGUCCAGUUCCCUGGCCUCCACACUCUGGGGAUGUCCUUCGUCCGAGCCGACUUCGGACCGGGCGGAGUGAACCCGCCCCACUACCACCCGCGGGCUACCGAGACGGCGCUGGUGGUAGCGGGUCGGAUCUACUCGGGCUUCGUGGAUUCAAGCGGACGGGUGUUCGCUAAGGUGCUGGAGGAAGGGGAAGUGAUGGUGUUCCCCAGGGGGAUGGUCCAUUUCCAGAUGAACGUCGGGGAUUCGCUGGCAACCAUCUUUGGGAGCUUUAAUAGCGAGAAUCCUGGGGCAGUCAGGAUUCCGGCUACGGUGUUUGGAUCCGAUAUCAAGGUGGGGCUGUUGGAGAAGGCGUUUGGGUUGAGUGCCAAAGAGCUUGAGAGGCUAAAGAAGAAAUUGGGGCCCAAAUGAUGGAUGGAGAUAAUGGGGUAGAAGGUAUUUUGGAAUUGGAACAUUUAAUGCUCAACAUUUUACGUAUAAUUUCUUUUCGAUUUGUUUAAAUUUGAUAGAAUGACAAUAAGCUAAAAAUUUGAGAAAUAUGUGAGAUGGGCUUUUAAGACCACAAUGUUUAUUAUUAAUAUUAAUAUUAUUAUUUUAAGUGGCAGAAUUUUAAGUA
Molecule: messenger RNA, 904 nt
Organism: Elaeis guineensis (African oil palm)
Lineage: Eukaryota; Viridiplantae; Streptophyta; Magnoliopsida; Arecales; Arecaceae
Product: germin-like protein 2-4
Molecular function (GO): manganese ion binding
Source: RefSeq, a predicted model, not a curated record